Molecule: messenger RNA, 643 nt
Organism: Mixia osmundae IAM 14324
Lineage: Eukaryota; Fungi; Basidiomycota; Mixiomycetes; Mixiales; Mixiaceae
Exons: 2
Coding region: 72-518 (148 amino acids)
Source: RefSeq, a predicted model, not a curated record
AUGCGCUCGUCUUGGUCUCGUCCCCUUGUGUUGCCUUUCCAUCCACAAGCACGAGCAUACUAGUAGCCGUCAUGCGCGCAUCGAUUACGACUGCUGCACUUGUAUUCGUACGAUGUAUCGCAAGCGCACAGACGCAAACAUUCAACAAGCGCGUCGGACUCGAGCCGACGCUCGACUGCAUACUCACUGCCAAAGUCGUCACUGCUGAUCCGGCCAUGCCCAAGUCAGCCGUCUACCCGCUUGUGUUGCAUCGCGAUCAGGCUCAGCAGCUGUACACCUCUAUGGACCUCACAGGAUUUAAGCUCAACGAUCCCCAGCCCUACAAUGCUGUUGACCAACAGAUCAUGGGUGACGCGGUGACGACAAUCUUCACGGCAAAUGCCACUGCUCUCACCGGCCCGCCAAAGCUCUCAUACUUCUUCCUCCAGAUCGCUCUCUACUACACCCAAGGCAAGUCAGACCUGCAAUACGAAGUCGAGCAAGCCGCCGCAUACGGCCUUUUGGGAAACGCCGGCUAGUCCGUCGAAUUAACACCCUGACCUGAAUCGAGCUAAAUCUCGUCAUAACAGCGUGCCGACACAGCCAACGGGCGGCGCUUACCCAUAUAGCAUGACUUGCAAUGGCGCUUCCGUGCCGAUCCAUG